GACCGUAACUACUUUUGACCAUCGCACGAAAUAAUCAAACUUGUUCUUUCUUUAAAUUUUAUAAAAUAUACAAAAAUGGCGCUAAGUGCUCCUGCCUGUAAGGAUACACAGGACUUUCAAUUUAAAGUGCAUAACAAAUAUGCGGCGUUCAAAAAAUGCGGCGAGCCCCGCAGCAAUGUGAAUCUUCUGGCGAUUUCCUGCAGCCGCGGCUUGCUCUUUGCCGGCAACCCCUCGCAGCCGGAACUUAAGGUGAUCAUGCUCGAGGAUUUGGCCAAUGCGAGCAAGUCGCUCGGCAAGCAGCCGCAGGCUAGGAGUGUGCCCCUGCCCAGCGUGCCCAACUACAUCUCGUGCAGUGCCGAUGGCACUCUGCUGGCGGUCAACUUCACACAGAAUGGCACUAGCCUGCUCAACAUAUACGCGGUGCAGACGUUCCUGGCUGCGGAUGUGAGGCUGGUGUACAGCAUUCGCCUGGCCAGCGAGGACUACAUCUAUGCCGUGCAGCUGCUGUGGAAUCCGGUCUUGCCCGGCAGUCUGGCCGUAGUGCUGAGCAACGGUGCCCUCGGCAUGUACACCCUGAAGGAGGGCGACACCUUUGAGAUGCAUUCACUGGACCAGAGUCAGCAGGUGAAGUGCGGCUGCUGGUCGCCCAAGGGAAAGCAGAUUGUCCUGGGCUUCCCCGGUGGCAGGAUACAGCAGUUCAAGCCGGAUCUCACACCAGCCAAGACAUUGGUGUGUCCACCCAACAUCCACGAUGCUCCGUUCGACACCAUCGCCAUUCAGUGGCUAUCGACGUACCAGUUCGCAGUGGUCUUCCUGCAGCAUGGCGAGGACUGCAGUCCCGCCCUGUACAUCUUGAACGCCCCCAAGGGGGGGUCGCCCAGCUAUAUCAACUACUACGACAUCUGCUACAGCCUCAACGGGCCGCGGAAUCAUCAGUUCUUCUUCAACCAUGUCGCCCAGUGGAACUUGCUUCUGGUGACCUCGGCCAAUGGCGUCGAAGUGGGUAUAAUGGGCACCUUCGAGGCUGGAGACACCCCCGUCUGGCAGCAGUUUACCCUGCUGGAUGAGGCGAGGAUCGAACUGCCGCUGAGUGAUGGCACCCAAGAGGAAACCUUCCCCCUCGGGUCUGUCUACGACACUUCCUCCACGCACCAACUGAUAAUCAACGAGCAGAAGCUUCCCACUUUCCCCAUGGUGCAUGUCCUGGGCACGGAUGGCACCCUUCUGUCCUUCAACUUCCUGAAUCUGCUCCCAGCAGCCCCCUCUUUGUGCUCCCCGCCUCCGCCAGUGUUUGACAGUUCAGGACUGUUCCGCCCGCUGGACACGCUGCUGCCAGCUGCCAGUGAGGAGGAGGCGGCUACACCACCGCCAGACCCGGAGCCCACUCAGUCCGCUCCCACGGACAUGUCCUUUGCCUUCUCACCGAACACGGUGACAUCUACUCCAGCUCCUGCCAAGGACAAGCCACCCUCGCUGUUCUCCGGCUUCGCAGCACCCGCAGCGAGUGCUCCAUUUGGUGUUUCUCCUUUUGGAGUUGCUUCAAUUGCUGCUCCAGCCGCGACAGUAGCCAGCCCUGCUUCGGGAUUCGGUGGCUUUGGUGCGCCCAUGACGACUGCAGCUUCAAGAUCGAUAUUCUCUGUGCCAAGCUCAGCCGCGACCGCGUUUGGUGUUCAGGCUUUGGGUAAACCCAACGCAAUGCCGAGUGUGGCCAGUACCGUCUCUGUGCCACCGUCUGCUGCGCCCAUCAACAAGCCCCUCUACACAGUUGGGCACACAUUUACGCCAGUGGCCACGAAGCAGCCAGCGGCAGCGGCUCCUUUGUCCGUUCCGUCCUGCCAGUCGCUGGAUAACACAGAGCCCAUCGUCAGGGACAUGAUAGCCUUACAGAUCGAAGCCUUCAACCAGGACAUUCAGCAGCAGAAGGCACUCACCACGGAGCUGCUCAGCACCAUUGCAGCUCCCUCGUCCCUCAAAAAGUAUGCCAAGCGCUUGGACGACCUCGAGGAGUUGAACGAGCAGGCCAAGGAUGUGGAGUUCGAGUUGGAUGUGCAAGGACUGCGCCAGGGUCUGCAUGAGGCCUACGCCAUAGUGGCUGAAUGCCGUGGCAAGCUGGAGGUAUACAGGAAGCCCGACAUCACACGGCUGAUGAACUCGAGUUCCUAUGAUCCGGCUGGACGCCGCAUGGUAGCUCGACUCCAGAGCUAUGUGGCGGCCAACGAGGCACAGCUGCGUCUGGUCCAGCAGCAAGUGGAUAUGCAGUGGGAGGAAUUUCAGGAUGUGUUGCGACGCAAGUCCAAGUCGAGCAUGCAUAUACCGUGUCUGGAAGGGAUCUACCAGCAGCUGUCGCGCCUCCAGAACCUUGCCUCCGACCAGAGGAUCAUGCAGAACCGCAUCAAGGCCAAGCUUAAGGAGCGUGGCCUGCUCCAGGCGGCUCUCCUCGACCAGGACAAGAGUCGCACUCGCACCAAUGAGGCUGUGGAAACGUUGGCUGACUCGAUUCUCUCGAUGAGUCUUAGCCAGGUCGUCGACUCGAAUGCUGCCAAGCUCACACAGCACAAGCUGCGUCAGAUACGAAACGUGGUGCAGCUGCAAAAGGUCACCAUCAUUAGUCCCCAGCGUCCAGAUCGUGUGGGUCUCAAGUCGGAGGUUAUACUCGAGACCAAGCGCAAGGCAGAUUUGGUCAAAAAGGCCGCCGCCAAGGCGACUACUGCCAACAAGGCCACCCAGGCGGCGGCAGCACCCGCACCCGCACCAGUCCCAGCCCCAGCCCCAGUUCCUGUUGCGCCUCAGCUACCAAAACCAACAGCGUCGAAGCCCGCUGUCAGCAUCCCGGCCAUCAGUGCUGCACCCAUCGCCACGCCAUUCGCCUUCAGCCAGAGCAGUCCGUUUGUAAAGACUUCGAGUGUGACCACGACAACGACCACGGUAAGCUCCGGAGAGGCUCCCAAGCCCGCUCUGUCCAUGUUCGGUGGUCUAAGCAGUGGAUCCGGCCCGAGCUUUGGGCCGGUAGGAGGCGGUCUUGCGUUUGGAGGACUUCCAGCAGGGGAGACAUCAAGUGGGGCCAAGCCGUCCCUCUUUGCAGGUUUUGGGUCUGGUAAGGAGGCCACAGCGAAGUCUACUCCUGAGCCAACAAAGGCGCAGGAUGCGCUAGCGAAGGAAACUACACCAUUUGCUGGUGAGGGCGAGCCAGCGAAGGCGCCGGAAACCCCAAAAGCGGAGACAGCUGGCAAGUCGUUCUCCUUCACAGGAUUCGGAGGAACUGGGGCUUCCAGCUCCGCAUUUAGCUUCGGAGGACUGGGCUCGUCCCUGGGUUUUGGCGGUGUGGCAAAGCCUGAUCCCACCAAUGCUGCAGUAACAUCAUCACCUUCUGCCGUUCCCCGUGGUUUGUUCGCUGCAGCUGCAACGAAGCCCAACGAAAUCGACACAGCUGUGAGCAGCAGCACCACCACCAAGCCCACGGCCACAUCCGCUGCCACUCUGGCUGCCGCUCCUCCCAUGCCAACAAGCAACAGCGGAGUGACCAGUACCGCCCCCAGCAGCUCUGAUUCCCUUGGCGGGCUCUUCGGAUCUGUCAAUAUUUGUAAGCCACAAACCAAAGAACCUUCCGGAGCUUCUGGGCAGCCUGGAAAUAUCUUUGAAAGUGGCUUUUCAUUUGGGGCACGCGGUGGAGAUGUGCCAAAGGGAUUAUUUGCGACCAUCACUCCAGUGACAACAGCAACAGAAACACCGGCAGCUGCAGCCCCAACUGUGGCCAAACCUGAGCCAGUGAGCACCACAACCGUAACAGGUGCACCAGCUGCCCCACCUGGUUCGACUGCUCCGCCAUCAACCAGUUCAACUGCAACUGUGGCUGCUGCAACUGCACCCACACCCGCACCCGCACCCACAACGGUAUCUGCCGCGCCAGUAGUGGUAGCGGUUCCUCCGAACACGAAUCCAGCUGCUGCACCAGCGGCUGUGACCUCAAGCACAGCCGUGCCAGGCAGUGCAUUCUCGUUCUCCAAUGCAUUCAGCAGCCUAGGCACCGCUCCAGCCGCUGCCGUGACUGCCAGCAGCUCCAGUGCCACCACCGUUAGCAAUGCAUCGUCUUCGGUAUUUGGAGGAUCUUUUUCGGCAGCAGCACCGGCAACAACCGCAGCACCAGUAGCCAGCAAUCCAUUCCAGGCGUCGACAACGGCUACAGCUGCACCCUCCACGAACCUUUUCGGAAAUGUGGCCAAGCCCGAGGCCAGCGUGUUCGGAAGCUCACCUGGACCCAAUCCCACUCCUGCUACAGCCGCUGCACCACCAAGUGGCCUCUUUGCUGCAGCAGCAAUCAGCAAUCCGGCGCCUUUUGGAAGCCCUACAUCGGGGACAGCCGCCUCUGGGGGCAACAUCUUUAGCCAGGCCAACAAGCCCAGUGUAUUCGGGCAGCCGGCUGCAGGAGCAAGCGGUGGUGCAUCUAUUUUUGGAGGUUCAUCCGGUUCUUCAUUUGGAUCGACCUCCAUUUUUGGUGGAACCAAUGCGCAAAGUCCUGUCAAUGCAGCCGCUGCAGAAAGUACAUCCAUUUUCGGUCAGAAUGUCUUUGGCCAGCCGGCUGCAGAAGCUGCGUCCCCAGUGGCAGGCGGUAAUAUAUUCGCAAAUCCGGUCGGCUCCAGCCAACAGCCGCAGCCCUCAGCUUUUGGUGGAGGCGGAUCUAUUUUUGGGGGACCGACGACGCCCAGCUCUUCGCCUGCUUCUGGUGGGUCAAUCUUUGGCGGUGGCAACAGCACUGGAUUUGGUUCAUUCUCCCAGGCUGCUCCUGCUUCUGGAGGUUUUGGCAGUGGCUUUGCUCAGGGCGCUGGAUCGUCAGUGGCCCAAUCCGGCUUUGGAUCCCCCCAGACGCCCCAGCAGCCUUCUCCGGGUGGAUUCGGAGCGAAGCCCGUAUUUGGUGGCUCUCCGGCCUUCGGGGCCAGUCCCACCUUUGGGGGUGGCGCAACAUUCGGCAGUCCCAAGGGAUUUGGUGGCUUUGGAGCCAGCCCGAACGUGGCCGCACCCCCAGCCUUUGGAGCACCUGCGAAACCGGCCGGAGGCAACAUCUUUGACACCUUGGGUGGACAGGAAUCUGGCUUGUCCUUUGGCAACCUGGCCCAGACUGGCAACCCCAAUGCCCAGAAGCCAGCUUUUGGCGGAUCGAGUUUCAUGAACUAUCGUUGAAUUUAUGUCCCGUUGCGUUUCAUUUCUUGAUUUGUUCUUCCUGUUUCGAUUAGAAUAUAACAUUUAAAAACUAAAUCCUAAUUAUAUGUGAAUGCUUAAAUAUAUUUCAACACAAGAUUAAAAGAUAAUAAAAUGCGCGAUUUA
Drosophila obscura is the source of this 5319-nucleotide messenger RNA. RefSeq names its product nuclear pore complex protein Nup214 (gene Nup214). Gene Ontology annotation, biological process: RNA export from nucleus; protein import into nucleus. The record is from RefSeq and is a predicted model, not a curated record. The coding region runs from base 76 to 5175 and encodes 1699 amino acids. The transcript is spliced from 8 exons. Gene Ontology annotation, molecular function: structural constituent of nuclear pore; protein binding. NCBI's taxonomy places the organism in Eukaryota, Metazoa, Arthropoda, Insecta, Diptera, Drosophilidae. Gene Ontology annotation, cellular component: nuclear pore.